This is a messenger RNA of Camelus dromedarius (Arabian camel), 1011 nucleotides long. RefSeq names its product magnesium transporter protein 1-like. The record is from RefSeq and is a predicted model, not a curated record. The coding region runs from base 1 to 1011 and encodes 336 amino acids. Gene Ontology annotation, cellular component: oligosaccharyltransferase complex. Lineage: Eukaryota; Metazoa; Chordata; Mammalia; Artiodactyla; Camelidae. The transcript has a single exon.
AUGGCAGAAUGGUGGUGGCUUUGGUGGGUAUCUCUGACUGUAGUGGUGGCCUUGAUGUUCACGACUCCUGCAGUUCCUGCACAUCCUGACCGACGGAAGAAGAUACUGGCAGAGAAGACCAGACAGCUGAUGACUUGGACCAAGAAAAACAGAGUGAUAAAAAUGAAUGAUGCCACAUUCAGUCAUUUUGUAUUAGAAACACCACGAAACUACUCUGUUAUUGUGAUGUUUACUACUCUCCAGUUUAGCUCAUGUGUAAUAUGCCAACCUGCUGCUGAAGAAUUUCAGAUCUUGGCAAAUUCCUGGCAAUUCUCCAAUGCAUUCGGCAACAAGGUAUUUUUUGCUAUGGUGGAUUUUGAGGAAAGCCCUGAGAUCUUUAAAAUGCUCCAGUUGAUGUCAAUUCCAUGUUUCCUCCACUUUUCUGCUAAAAGGACAUUUACACCAGAUGACAUUUAUCAUUUGGAAGAAAGGGGUAUCACAGUGCAGCAAAUGUCUGCAUGGGUAGCUGAGAGAACCCAGAAAAGGAUGGUCAACAUCAAAGUCAGAGAGCAUGCACAUAAUUACUAUCUCUUCAAGUUAGGGGUAUCUUUGGCUCUCAUUGGUGGAAUUGUGUAUGUAUUGAAAUGGAAUAGGAAAUUUAUUUUAAGCAAAAAUUUAUGGGCCAUUUUAGUUCUGUGUUUUGUGAUCUUGAUGACUUCUGGUCAAAUGUGGACUUAUAUAAAAGGAGCCCCAUAUGCUCAAAGCAAUCCUCACACAGGACAUACCCAUUAUAUUCAUGGAGUGAGUUUCUCUCAGUUCGUGGCAGAAAUGUACAUCGUUUCUCUGUUUCAUAUGUCCAUUACCCUGGGAAUGGUGCUCUUAGAUGAAGCUGCCACUUCUCGUGUGAACAUUAUAAAGAGGAAGAUAAUGUCCAUAGUCGGUAUGUGUCUAGUUUUAAUAUUCUUCAGUUGGCUGCUCUCUCUCUUCAGACUUAAAGAACCUAACUAUCCAUUCCGCAUUCUCAUGGAUUAA